Molecule: messenger RNA, 591 nt
Organism: Macrosiphum euphorbiae (potato aphid)
Lineage: Eukaryota; Metazoa; Arthropoda; Insecta; Hemiptera; Aphididae
Source: the annotation of a GenBank genome assembly
AUGGAAAUGAAAAGAAAUGCUGAAGAUAACUUUAAAAAACUAAAAAUGAUAUCAAUCUCAUUAGAUAAAAUACAAAAUGAUUUUUGCACAUUGAGUGAGGCUAUUGAUGUCUGGAAAGAUUUAUUAGAUUUUUUUGAAAAAAAUUGUGACUCAAGUGAGAUUGAAAAACUGAAAGAUAGAUAUGAUAUGGCUGUGACACCACCACAUUUUUUAGCCAAUAUGUUAGGUCCUAAAUAUAACGGUACUCGUUUAUCUGAAGAUGAAUCUGAUUCAGCAUUGCAGUACGUCUACAGUUACCAUCCAAAUGUAUUAGCUGAAAUAAUAAAUUAUCAAGCACAAUGUGCUACAUUUAAACCAUACUUAUUUAACUCUGACACUGUUAAUAAUAUCAGUCCGAUGGCAUGGUGGAGCGCUUUAUUUAAAAGGAAAUUAAUAUCAAAUGAUCUUAACACAUUGACAAUGCAGUUAUUUACAGCUGUAUGUAGUUCAGCAGGAAUAGAAAGAUUAUUUUCAUCAGUUGGUUUAAUACAUUCAAAAUUCAAAAAUAAACUUGGGCGUCGAAAAAUGCUCAAAAUUAGUAACCGUUUUUAA